GACUGGCUGAAUGAAAUUAUUCGUAUUUAGUUAGCUAUAUUUGUGUAGGUAUACAUACUGUAAAGCGUUCGCCAUGUUCAUUAUAUUGUUAAAUGCAUUCUGUUAAAUAUUUAUGUGUACCGGGUCUGGUUUAAGCACUUGUGAACUGGAGCGACCAACUAAAGGAGCUUCAGAGGCCGGACUUUGUUGGGAUUAUUAUGGAACUGGAUCCAGGUCUGGGAUCAGCUCUGGACAUGGAGCUGGGACCCGAGCUGGAGGAGGAGCUGGGCAUAUCUCUGGAUGAGCUGCGCAAGUGGAUUGAGGAGCAGGUGGACAGCAGCGAGACUGUGAAGCACAGAAAGGCCCAGCUAGCUGAACUGCAGGACUGGGUUGAGCAAAAAGAAAAAGACAUUGCAACUGUAGACACGCUGUGCUGCAACGCAUCAGAGUCUGUAGUACAGUGUGAGGUUCUAGUGAAGGAGCUGUACAGUAAAAUAGGUCUUGAAUACCGGGAAAGCAGCUCGGAAGACGACGAAGGAGUAGAUGGUGGUGGCGCUUCGGAGAUCAUUGAAAUUGAUGAUGACGACGAUGACGACGAUGAUGAUGACGACGAAGACGAUGAUGUCAUUGCCGUUGGCUGUGUGGUUCCACCAAAGAAGACUCCAGGCAAAGAUUCAACGCUAAUGGAAACGUCAGCAGCACUUCAUAGGACCUCACAGCAAGUUCACAGCCUGAUGCACACCAUCAGUAAGGGCUCGUCCACAGCGCUCACACCCCCUAAAGGACUCGCCCCGCCUCCUCAGUCCCCACGGGGCAGUAUGCUGAACAUUCCUGCCGUGUUCAUGUCCUCUGGCCCGGGACACGGACCCACCCAGCCGAACCCGGCCCUCAAACAGGAUGUCAUGAAGCUUAACAUGAGCAUUCUGGGGAAAAAGCGCACCAAGACCUGGCAUCGUGGAAUUUUGGUUGCUAUCAAUUCAGUUGGUAACAGCUUUAAGUACAAGGUGAAGUUUGAGAAUAAAGGGAAAAGCCUGCUGUCUGGCAACCAUGUGGCAUUUGACUAUCACCCAACACUGGAAAGGCUGUAUGUGGGUGCUCGCGUUGUUGCCAAAUACAAGGAUGGCAACCAGGUGUGGCUCUAUGCUGGCGUUGUUGCAGAGAUGCCUAACAGCAAAAACCGUAUGAGGUUUCUGAUCUUUUUUGAUGAUGGCUAUGCUUCCUAUGUGGCCUUGCCGGAUCUCUACCCUGUCUGCAGACCAUUGAAAAAGACAUGGGAGGACAUAGAGGAUGAGUCAUGCAGGGACUUUAUUGAGGAGUACAUUACUGCAUACCCAAACAGACCCAUGGUGCUGCUGAAGCCUGGUCAGAUAAUCAAGACAGAAUGGGAGGGCACAUGGUGGAGGAGCCGAGUGGAGGAGGUGGACGGCAGUCUCGUCAAAAUGCUCUUUCUGGAUGAUAAGCGGAGUGAGUGGAUCUAUCGUGGCUCCACCCGGCUAGAGCCCAUGUUCAACCUGAAAAUGAGCACAGCCAACCAUCAGGAGAAAAAGCUGGCUGGCCAGCAGCGCUUCCGACCCAACAUGGGAGCUGUAAGGGCUAAAGGACCUGUGGUGCAGUACACCAAUGAAAACAGUUUGCUUGUCAACCGCCUCCCACUCGCUCAGCCUGUACCACCUCGUCCACAGCUUGCUGCUCCUAUACAGCCUAUCCGUGCUGAGAUUCAGAUGGCAAAGAAGAGCACCUCUCCAUACAUCCCUGCCCCUCGCCAUCUUGUCACAACUGAUCUACAGAUUAGACCUGUUGGCAACCUGAUCCAACAAACACACAAUCCCAGGUUCUUCCUCCUACAGACGGGGACAGUGCAGGGACUAACGACCAUCCUUCCGUCACUGCCGUCACUGCCGUCACUGCAGCCAGUGCAGUCUGCGGUAACGGCGUAUGCCAGCGAGCGGGUUCCUCAGGAGCCGUCUUAUCAGGCCCCUAAUGAUCGUCUCUUCUACAUGGCCCACGUGUGUACUCCUGAGUGUCUGAAACGCAUCCGGCCCACACGGCCAGACCUGCACCGUGGCAGAAACCCGCUCCUCACUCCGCUGCUGUACGAGUUCCGCCGAAUGACCGCCCGCCGUCGUCUGAACCGCAAGAUGUCCUUCCACGUGAUCUACAAGUCACCGUGUGGCCUGAGCCUGAGGAACAUGACGGAGAUCCAGCGCUACCUUUUCCAGACACACUGUGACUUCAUCUUCCUGGAGAUGUUCUGUCUGGACCCGUACGUCCUGGUGGACCGUCGCUUCCAGCCCCAGAGACCCUUCUAUUUCAUCCGGGACAUCACAGCCGGACGCGAGGACAUCCCCCUGUCCUGCGUCAAUGAGAUCGAUAACACACCUCCACCUAGUGUGGCUUACAGUAAAGAACGCAUACCAGAGGACGGAGUCUUUAUCAACACCAGUGAUAAUUUUCUGGUGGGGUGUGACUGCACUGACGGCUGCCUAGACAAAUCAAAGUGUUCUUGCCACCAGCUGACGCUGCAGGCCACGGGGUGUACUCCUGGAGCUCAGAUCAACCCCAACGCUGGAUACAAUUACAAGAGGCUCGAUGAGUGCUUACCCACAGGCAUGUAUGAGUGCAACAAGCAGUGCCGCUGUAAUCCUCAGAUGUGCUCCAACCGCUUGGUGCAGCAUGGCCUGCAGGUGCGCCUGCAGCUCUUUAAGACCCAGAACAAAGGCUGGGGCAUCCGCUGCCUGGAUGAUGUAGCCAAAGGCUCUUUUAUCUGCAUCUAUGCAGGAAAAAUCCUCACAGAUGACUUUGCAGAUAAGGAGGGCUUGGAAAUGGGCGACGAGUACUUUGCGAACCUGGACCACAUUGAGAGCGUGGAGAACUUUAAGGAGGGUUAUGAGAGUGAGGCACACUGCUCAGACAGCGAGGGCAGCGGCGUUGACAUGAACCAGGUCAAAAUGUCAACCACAGCCAGGAACGCCCAGAAGACAGAGGGCAGCAACCGCAAAAGCCAAGGUUCUUCUGACAGUGAUGAAAGCGAAGAUGACAAGGAGGAGUCCAACGGUGAUGAGAGUGACAGUUCAGAUGACACGUUUGUAAAAGACACUUACUACUCCUCCAGCUCUGUGUGGAGAAGCUACACGACUCGUCGACAGACGAAGGGCAUGAAGGAAGAGAGUCAGGACAGUAAGGAUGGACUAAGCACAUCAGGUGGAGGAACGGAGGACAGGAAGCCUCCUCCUGUGCCAGAGGAGUGUGGAAAAAGUAAAGUGGCAUCAUGGUUGACCGGGCAGUCAGCCACUCCCGGAGCUCAGAGUGUCAAAGAGGAACAAGCGGUGAAGACCGAGAAGAAGGAGGUGAUGACUCUGUCUGACAGUGACGACGUGCAAACUAUCAGCUCUGGGUCGGAAGAAAACAAAGAGCGGGUGAAAAAGCCUCAGGUGGUGGUGAAGAGGCAGGUAGCAGUAAAAUCUACGCGAGGCAUUGCUUUGAAGUCUUCACACGGCAUGAUGGUGAAAACAGGAGGAGGUGGGGGCGGUGGCACCAGAGCCAAUCAGAAUAAAGAGGCCAAUGCCGGAGACGGUGUCUCCAAAAGCACACGGCAGUUUUAUGAUGGGGAGGAAUCGUGUUACAUCAUUGAUGCCAAACUGGAGGGCAACCUGGGACGCUACCUCAACCAUAGCUGCAGUCCCAACCUGUUCGUCCAAAAUGUAUUUGUGGACACGCAUGACCUGCGGUUUCCAUGGGUGGCCUUCUUCGCAAGCAAGAGAAUCCGUGCUGGAACCGAGCUGACUUGGGAUUAUAACUAUGAAGUCGGCAGCGUGGAGGGCAAAGAGCUGCUGUGCUGCUGCGGCUCCACCGAGUGCCGAGGGCGACUGUUAUAAUGUGUACACGAGCACUGACGACAUGUGUGUUCAGAACCACAGAGAACGCUACAGUGUGUGUGUGGCUUUAGGAUUGUUGUGCUUCUUUGCAGGUCUUUAUGUUGAAGCUCUGAAAUGAAGCUCUAGCUACAACCUAAAAUGGGACACACUAAGCUGUGCCUGGAAAUGCAGUUCUUCUCUGCUACUUACUGUAAAAAUGGACUUGAAAGAGCUGAAACGCAAACAGUUUUGCUCUGGAUCCUUUACGGCUGUCGAGGUAGUUGGUUUGAAUGAAUUAGCAUGUAGGUUUGUCUCACUAUUUUUUAUAAUCAGCUCUGUUCUGUGUUGGAAAGGUUUUUUGUCCUGUUUGUAAGAACAGACCAAACUGUACUGUGCAACAAAAUAAAUUCUGUUCUGAUGUACCAUAACUUA
Messenger RNA from Trichomycterus rosablanca, 4265 nucleotides. It is a transcript of the gene setdb1b, whose product is annotated as SET domain bifurcated histone lysine methyltransferase 1b. Gene Ontology annotation, biological process: heterochromatin organization; negative regulation of gene expression. Gene Ontology annotation, molecular function: histone H3K9 methyltransferase activity; protein binding; DNA binding. The record is from RefSeq and is a predicted model, not a curated record. Gene Ontology annotation, cellular component: nucleus. Lineage: Eukaryota; Metazoa; Chordata; Actinopteri; Siluriformes; Trichomycteridae. Bases 198 to 3854 code for a protein of 1218 amino acids. The transcript has 22 exons.